UGCCCAGGUGUCUGCGGCGGUGUCUCUGUGAGCAUGGGCAGCCCCUCUCCUUCUUCCUCCUUUCCUCUGGUUGACGGCUCUGCUGUUCCCCCUCUCCUUCUGCUCUCUCUCUGCAGGUCUCUAGCCACUUGCAGGUUCUUGCCCGACGGAAAUCUCGUGAGAUUCAGUCCAAGCUGAAGGUCCGGAUGAUCUUUACAGGUGUCAUUGUGGGAUGCCCAGAGAGAAGUGCAAGGAGGGGCAACAGAGCCCUUCCCUUUCCUUCAGGAGGGUGAAUUUGGGUGCCGAAUCUCCUCUUUUCACCUGGGCAAGAACUCUGCCGUGGGAAAAUGCCAUGAACUUGGACCAGGUCUCGAAGGAUAAAGCUCUGCAGAGCAUGGCUUCCAUGUCCUCUGCGCAGAUCGUGUCAGCCAGCGUCCUGCAGAACAAGCUCAGCCCCCCACCUCCUCUUCCUCAGGCCGUCUUCUCUGCUGCCCCCAGGUUUUGGAGUGGGCCUAUCCCAGGACAGCCUGGACCCUCUCAGGACAUUAAACCGUUUGCACAACCAGCUUACCCCAUCCAGCCACCCAUGCCUCCAUCACUAGCCAGUUACGAGCCCUUGGCUCCGCUCCCGCCAGCUGCAUCAGCCGUGCCUGUCUGGCAGGACCGCACCAUCGCCUCCGCCAAGCUCCGGCUUCUGGAGUACUCCGCCUUCAUGGAGGUGCCGCGGGAUGCUGAAACGUACAGCAAACACCUCUUUGUGCACAUUGGCCAGACGAACCCCUCAUACAGCGACCCACUGCUGGAGGCCGUGGACAUCCGCCAGAUCUAUGACAAGUUUCCUGAAAAGAAAGGUGGCCUUAAGGAACUCUAUGAGCGUGGGCCCCAGAACUCCUUCUUUCUCGUCAAAUUUUGGGCUGAUCUGAACAGCACGAUCCAGGACGGGCCGGGGACCUUCUACGGUGUCAGCAGCCAGUACAGCAGUGCAGAGAACAUGACCAUCACAGUAUCCACCAAGGUGUGCUCUUUUGGGAAGCAGGUCGUGGAAAAGGUGGAGACGGAGUAUGCACGUCUGGAGAACGGACGGUUCAUCUACCGCAUCCACCGGUCUCCCAUGUGCGAGUACAUGAUCAACUUCAUCCACAAACUCAAGCACCUCCCAGAGAAGUACAUGAUGAACAGUGUCCUGGAGAAUUUCACCAUCCUGCAGGUUGUUACGAACAGGGAUACCCAGGAAACCUUGCUCUGCAUUGCCUUUGUUUUCGAGGUCUCCACCAGCGAGCACGGCGCCCAGCACCAUGUGUACAAGUUGGUCAAGGACUAGGGGCACUCGGGGACAGGCAGGGGCACAAGGGGCGUGCAGGGGAGGGAGGGGGCCACGCAGAGUAGCCGCCCGUGCCUGUUGCCUUGUGAGAAGUCAUUUGAAGAGAGGAGGAGGUUCAAGAACAACAAUAGCCAAAAAAGACUGACUUGUGAUUGCAGAUGUUUUCUACUUAGGAACAGUUUUUGUUUUUUUUUUUUUUUAAUAAAUGAAAAAAAAACCAAAAAAACAAAGAAUGAGAAAAGAAACAUAGGGAGAAAGGAAACCCACAUCCGGUGCUGGAUGAGGAGAGACCGGUCCUCGGUGUUGCUGAUAAAGGCCAGGAUCCCACCGUGUCGUCACCAGCGGGAUGUCGGAGCAGAGAACGACCCUUUCUUUCACCCCCACCCUCACUCAGAAGUGGUCCUGGUCCUGAGUGGAGAGGAGUGAGCACAGAUGGGCUGGAGGAGGGGCAUUGCACCAGGUCUGGUCCAAAACUGAUUGGCAUGGCAGCAGCAGUGUCAUUGGCACAGCUUGGCAGAGCCCAGGUGGCAGUGGGGACCUGUGCAAGGCAGGAGCAGGGCAGAGCAGAGUGGAGGAGGGGGACAUUGCUGCCUCCCUGGGACUGGCAGCUGGGGGCUUCUCUGUGUGCAGUUGGGGCACUGGGAACCAGUGGCAGUGAAGGCAUGAGGGCAUCGACAAUGCAAACCAUGUUUUUUUAUGUCUCUUUCUUUUUUUCUUUUCCUUUUUUUAAGUUAAAGUGCUUUUUUAAUACUUUUUAAAAGGACACCGUGCUUGUAAUCGGGAUGAUGACCCUCUGCAGUGCCUGGGCCUCUGCCCCGUGCUGUGCUGGUGACCAGCAGAGGUGACAGCAGAGUUUACUGGGUUGGAGGCAACAGCGGAACUACCAGGCACGGGGAGUGGCUUGUGUAGGGAAGGCUCAGGAUGUUUUCAUCUCUGGCUGGUUUUUGUGUGGGAUCCCCUGAGCUCUGUGUGGGCUUUCAAGGAUAGCACUUGGGGGUGGCCCAGGCUCAACGUCCCUGCUGUGGUCACUUGCUGAGGAGUAGAGAGCAGUGAGGUUAGAUUUGCCUGAUUUACUUUGCAUAUAUACAUUUUCUUUGUUUCGGUUCUUUUUUCUUCACCUUUUUUGCCUUUUUUCUGUGUUGACUGUUCUGGAUUGCUCUGUCCACUUGCCUGCAUCCUGUGGGAAGUGGCCAGAGAAGUGGCUCGUGCAGGGAAAAGCAUAUUGAGCAACACAGGGCCAGGCUGUCAGUGGGCAGAGUUUAGGACAGAGGGGACAGAGACAGAGAGGGGACAGAGAACAGGAAGGAUGCCAGGAUAAGGGACUGGGUCUGCUUGGAGGAAUUUUUAUGGCUGCAGCCCAAAGUAAGCCAAUGCAGCAUGCCCAGCCCUGAGGCUGCAACUGCAAGGACAGAGGCUGGGAAGAGCAUCCCCGGGGUGCAGGAGGGGCACAGAGAGACAAGGUGGCAUGGAGCAAGGUGGCAGGAGGCUGGCAGGGGGACAGGGAGCCCGAGGUGGCCAGGUCUGGACGGAUUUCUCGUGUUGGCAGGGGAGCGAAGGUGGCAGGAAAUGCAGAGACCAGUGCUGCAGGGGGGGCAGGAGUGGUUUGAGGGGGGCUAAAGCCCAGGAUGGGGAGACAGGGCAGGUUUAGGCUCAAUGCUGCCAGGUGCAAAGGAGCAGGAACAGCCUCAGAGCCCAGGAAAGUGCCUUGGCUGCCACUGUGAUGCCUUGUGUCUGGUGAGGCAUGGGGGCUUUGACCUCUUGCUGCUGGGAGAAGACACCCAUCCCUGUGGGACAGGGCAGAGCCAUCCUGGCCCCACGCCCAGCUGAGGGCUCCGUGGUGGGACUGGACUUAGGCAGCUGCAUUGAACAGGGCAAGAUGGAGCAGGGUGGAAAGAGAGAGGGAAAAAUCCAAGGCAAGGCACUGGAGUCCUAUCCCAGUGCUGUGCCAGGGUGGCCUGGCUGAGUUCUCAUAUGUAGCAUGUUUGUUUGUUGUUUUGUUGUUUUUUUUUUCUUCUUCCGUUUCACUCACUGAUCUGAAACUCUGGGAAUGAAAACUCAAAACUCCCCCACCAUGAAACACAGGUGUGCCCCACUCCCAGCCCCAACCAGGGACAAAGCUCCUCAUUAACUGGACUGGUUUGUGCCUCCACCCUCCCUCCAUCCCUGCAUCCCUCCAUCCCGCCUGCACUGAGCCCCAGGGUGUGCACCCACACCCCAGGCACACGCUGACUGGUGCCCCCAGCAGCCCUGGCCGGGGUUUAGCCAGGAUCCUAGAGACACUUUCUCAACUCCCCUGCCCCCCAGCCUCUCUGUUCUCCUCCAGUGUAUUUAUGAAUUUCACAUGAAGUACUGUUUUAUUUUUUUAAAGACUUUGUAAAGCUUACCAGGGUUACAAUCACCAUUUUUAGAGCUGUGUCAGUCCACAAUGUUAAAAAUCCAAUUUUUUAUGUAUUAUAUUUUUUGUGUAUUUUUUUUAAUCCAGCUGUGAUGGGUUGUAUCAUAUAUUUGUUGUGUUUACUGUAUCUGUCCAACUUCAAAGAGAGGAGACUGUAGAGCUCCGAAAAAACUACAGUCUGCUAAAUAAAUAUUAAAAUUAUUUGUUCAUGGGUUGGCUCAA
Manacus vitellinus (golden-collared manakin) is the source of this 3917-nucleotide messenger RNA. It is a transcript of the gene TEAD3, whose product is annotated as TEA domain transcription factor 3. Gene Ontology annotation, molecular function: DNA-binding transcription factor activity, RNA polymerase II-specific; RNA polymerase II cis-regulatory region sequence-specific DNA binding. The transcript is spliced from 11 exons. NCBI's taxonomy places the organism in Eukaryota, Metazoa, Chordata, Aves, Passeriformes, Pipridae. Gene Ontology annotation, cellular component: transcription regulator complex. The coding region runs from base 212 to 1300 and encodes 362 amino acids. The record is from RefSeq and is a predicted model, not a curated record. Gene Ontology annotation, biological process: regulation of transcription by RNA polymerase II; hippo signaling; embryonic organ development.